AUGAAUUAGUUGUUAACUUUAUUAGGGAAGAAUUUCACUUUACAUUUUAGAUCACGAACAUUUUGGAUUAAUCUUUAUAUUCCAAUAUUAAGCAUACUUAUAUCUUAAGGUCCUUAAAUAAGCUUUUUUGUAUAAUUAUUACCUAUAUUUAUUUGUUUGAAUAACAAUGGAAUUAUCAGAUAAACCAUUUAUUUAUUUGUAUAAGAAAGAACUAAUAAAUCUAAAGAAUUUUAAAUUUAAAUGGGUUUGAAUAUAUUUUCAUAUUAUUCAUCUUGGAUUAUUACUGCUAUUACUUUAAGCUUUGCUAUUUCAUUAAUAUAUUUGAUUCCUUUUUUUAUUAUGGAAUUAAAUAAUGUAGGUUUAGUAACAGUUAAUGCAUUUAUAUUUAUAUAUGGAGAUAUAUUGUAUACUAUAGCAUUAUCAUCUUUCAUGCUUUUCUUAAGUAUAUUUUUUGAAAGUCCACUCAAAGCAAGUGAAUUUUUGAGUCUAUUAAAUGUAAUAUCUUCAUUUGCAUCUUAUGUUAACUUUUAUCCUUAUCCUGAAUAUUCAGUUUUUGGUUAAUUGCCUGCUCUAUUUUUACCUUAAUCAGCAUUUUAAAUGUUGUUGUUCAGUUAAUAUUGGAUUUUUAAUUAAAAUUACGUUUGUUUAAGUAAAGCCACAUAUAUAACAUUUUUAAUAUUCUAAAUAAUAUUUUAUUUGUUUUGUUUUAUUUACUUUGAUCUAAAUAGAGGAAUUCUAAAGAACAAAAUAUGGAAUUGUUUCAAAAAAUAAAAUUAAUUACAUGUGUUUCUUUAAGAAGAAACAUGUGAUUAAACUAAUGGAAAUGGAACUUAAUAACUUUAAAAACCAUUUUUAAAUAUUUAAUAAUAGGAUUAUGAAAUUUAAGGAUAAUCUAUUAUUAAAACAGAAAAUUUAAGUUAUUAAAUUGGAGAAUAAUAAAUUCUAAAGUAUAUUAAUUUAGAUGUUUAUUAAAAUGAAACAUAUUGUUUAGUUGGACCUUAAAAGACAGGUAAAUCAACAUUGAUAAAGAUUCUUUAAGGAUUAAUUUAAAAAACAUCAGGAUAAUAUAAAUUAUUUGGAUAAGAUUUUGAUAAAAAUGCUAAAAAAUAGAUUGGUAUAUGUAUGUAAUAAGAUAUUUUGUAUGAAGAUUUAACAGUAUUAGAGCAUCUUUAAUUUUAUGGGACUAUAAAAGGAAUAGAUGAAGAAUAAUUAAAUAUUUAAAUUAAUAUUAUUCUUAAUAUUUGCUAAUUAAUUGGAGAAAUUAAUUUAAAGGCAUGCAAAUUAAAUGGCUUAAAUUCUAGAAAAUUAUGUUUAGCCAUUUCAAUGAUUGGAAAUCCUUAAGUAUUAUUUUAUGAUGAACCAAGUUAAAAUUUAGAUGCAUAUGGAAAAUAGUAAAUUUGGUAAUUAUUAAAGUAAAUUCGAUUGAAUAGAACAAUAGUAUUUACUAGUUAGUAUUUUGAAGAGGCUGAAAAUAUAGCCAAUAGAAUGGGAGUAUUAUUAAAUGGUUAAAUUGUAGCAUAAGGAACACCAGAGUUCAUUUAAAAUAAUUUUGGUAUUGGAUAUAAUUUGAAUAUGUAAUUUACAGAUGAAAAUCAAUUAUUUAUUGAAAAACCAAAGAUUCAAUCAUAAUUAUAAUAAAUUGAUAGUUUAAUAUAAGCAAUAUAAAGAAAUGAAACAACUAUGUUUUGUGUAUUACCUAUCAAUAAAAUAGAUUCAUUUCAUUAACUAUUUUAUUAUUUAGAAUAGAAUUCUAAAUGUAGCUUCUCUUUAAAAUAUAAUUAAAUAGAUGAUUGUUAUAAGACUAUUGAUUGCUUAGAGAAUUAAGAUAAUCUAGAUUUUAAUGCUCAAGGAAUAUUUCAAUAAUAACCUUAAAUUUAAUUAAAAUGUCAAAUUUAAAGUUUAAUUAAAAGAAAAUUAUUAUUAAUUUUUACUGAAAAAGAAAAAUAACUUAAAUAUAUAUUUUUAUAUUUUUUAAUUACAUUAGCUGUGAUGUUUGGAAUGUUUUCAGCAUUUAGAUUUGUGUUUUUCUAUUUAGGAAUUAAGGCAAUGACAUGUGUUUUAUUUACUGAUUUUUAAUUUGAAGAAAAGAAUACUUAAAUGAAAUAAUUUUUAUUAGCUAGUGGUGUACCUCUUCGUACAUAUUGGAUAAGUACUCUAUUAGCAGAUAUGAUAGUUUCAUUUUUUGAAGGUAUCUAUACUGCAAGUUUAUUAUGGAUUUAUAAUGUUGGCCAUUUUGGAUUUCAUUUUUUUGGUGUUAUCUUGUUAAUAACUUUUUUUGGUUUUUCUUUAAGUUGCUAAGUAAAUUAUUUUAUGCAAAAAUAAAAAUCAGGAAAUUUUAGUUUUGGAAUACCUUUUUUAAGUAUAUUUGUAUUUUAUCUCAUAUUUUUAUGUGUUAUGUUAGGAAUAGCAUAACCAGGAUUAACUCCUAGUGUAUCUCUUUUAGCUAUGUUGAUGAUGAUAGUUUCACCAUAUAUGGCAUGUUAUAUUGGAUUUGGAAUGAGUCCAAGUCUACUGAACUUAGCUAUUUUUGGUUAUUGGUCUUGUCUAUUAUUUUUAUUAAUUGGAGGAGUCUUUUAUUUUUUAAUUUUAGUUACUACAGAAUCUAAAUAACACAAUUAAAUAGAAUAAGAAAUGCAUGAUACAAAUGCUGUAAUCGAUUUAUAAGAUGUUCAGUGGAAAUAUGGAACUAUUGUAACAAAAGAGAAGAUAAAUAUGUAAAUUAAUAAAUAAGAGAUAUUUGGAUUAGUAGGACCUAAAAAUGCUGGAAAAACUUAAUUGAUUAAUUUAAUUAAUAAUUAUGAUAAACCUGUUAAUGGAAAAAUAAGAAUACGAGAUUAAUAUACUCAUGUUGGUUUAGCACCUCAAUAUUCAAUUUUCAAAUCAUUACUAACUGUAUAAUAAAUGUUAGAAUUCUUUGGUAAUAUCAAAGGAUAAUAAAAUCUUAAUUAAAGUAUUGAUGUAUUUUUAAAAGCUUUUGAUAUAUUUGAUAUUAAAUAAAAAUAAAUUCAAUAUUUGAAUGAAAUUGAAAUAAAGAAACUUCAUUUAGGUAUGGCUUUGAUGGGAGGUUCAAAUAGAUUAUUUUUAGAUGAAAUACUAUAAGGAUUGGAUCUGAAAUCUAGAAGAAAGGUUUCAUAAAUAAUUUAAUAAACUUCUAUUAACAAUGAGGCUGCUAUUUUAUUAACAACUUAAUCAAUUUCAGAUGUUUUAUUUAUUUGUAAUAGAAUUGGAAUUUUUAUUAAUGGAGUUUUAAUUGCUUAAGGAACAAUUAAUGAUCUAUAAGAAUAACUUGGAAAACAUGCCAGAUUUAGUGUAAGAACUAUAGUUGGAUACAAAGAAUAGACUCAUGCUAUUAUAUGCUAGACAUUACAAUAAUUAUAAUUUCAUAUCUAACCAAUAUUUGAUGUAAGAGAAAAGUAAAUAUUAAUUUAAUAAAUAUAGUUUUUUAUCUUAUAUGAUUCCAGCUUCAUAAUUUAGGAUGUCAAGUCUCUUUUCAUUUCUGUAGUUAGAACUCAAAUUCAAAAGUCAGCUGAUAACUGAAUUUCAAAUUUAUGAACCAAACUUAGAACAAACCUUUGAAUUCUUUGCCACCUAAUAAAUGAUGAUCUUGAAACCUCAUCUUUUAAAUUAUAAUAUUUAGGAGGAUUUCAUUUAAGGGUUUGGACUUAGAUCGUUGACAGCUAUGUUUUGUAUUUUCUGGUGA
Messenger RNA from Paramecium pentaurelia, 3700 nucleotides. Lineage: Eukaryota; Ciliophora; Oligohymenophorea; Peniculida; Parameciidae. The record is from the annotation of a GenBank genome assembly.